AUGGUUUCUAGAAAGUCUCAGUCUAGGCCUCCUCCCAAUGCUGGGAUGGAGUUCAAGCCCGCCAACAAAUUGAGGCGUCAGAUGCUUCAUGUCAAGCGGAAGCGUGCCAAGGACUCCGAGAGACGAGCAGAACGAUUCAGAGUAAAAAAGGAAGAGUCUAAGAGCCCAAAGUUGAAGGAAGAUCGUCUCAAACGGAAUAUUCCUCUGACUCUGGACCGCAAGCGUGUGUGGGACGACGCCGAUAGUGACGUUGAGGAUGCGUUAGGCUUGAGCGUGGAUGUUGAGCGCAUCAAGCGACAAAGGAAAGAAGAGGAGGACGAGCUCAAUCGGCCCUUGGAGGAGGGUGAAGAUGACUCGGACGCUUCCGCAGAUGACUCGCAAGAUGAAGACGAUGUCGACAGCAUGCUCGCUACGAGUGACGAAGAGGAGGACGAUGAGGAGGGAGACGAGGAUGAGAAGGCUGCAAAGGACGAGAACCGAGGCCGCAAGAAGUCCUCUCUGCCAUCUGCUACAGAGCGCGCAACCAGCCCAAGUCAAUCGACUCGCAGUACGAAUCUCAAUCUUGCGCCCGAGGCCCUCGCCGCAAAAUUCCCGAGCCUAUUCUCGUCAGAAGCUCCUCCAACACCCAAGAUCCUCAUCACGACCUCCCUCAACUCAACCCUCCACAACGAAGCCGAAUCGCUCACCGAUCUGUUCCCCAACAGUGUGUAUAUUCGCCGCACAGCUCACCGAUACUCUCACAAGUUCUCCAUCCGUGAGAUCGCCUCUUUCGCCUCGAACCGAAACUUUACCGCUGUUGUGGUUGUACAGGAGGAUCAGAAAAGGCCAUCCGGGUUGACCAUAGUCCACCUGCCCAAGGGCCCCACCUUCCAUUUCACCAUUAGCAGAUGGGUUGAGGGCAAGAGACUCCCAGGUCACGGAAACGCAACCGACCAUUGGCCGGAAUUGAUUCUCAACAACUUCCGCACUCCCCUCGGUCUUCUGACAGCUCAUCUGUUCCGGACCAUGUUCCCCCCUCAGCCAGAGCUUGAAGGGCGGCAAGUCGUCACCAUUCAUAACCAGAGAGAUUACUUGUUCCUUCGACGCCAUCGUUAUGUGUUCCGGGAGAAGCGUGAAACCGAGAAGAGUGUUGUUGGUACAGACGGCAAGGAGAUCAAGGGCGUUGAAGGCAUCCGUGCCGGUCUCCAGGAGCUUGGGCCUGCGAUCAAUAUGAAGCUGCGCCGGGUGGACAAGGGGAUCCAACGAGCUAGUGGACAGGAGUGGGAGUGGAAGGGAGGGAUGGAGAAGCAGCGCACCAAGUUCCAGCUGUAG
This is a messenger RNA of Aspergillus clavatus NRRL 1, 1311 nucleotides long. RefSeq names its product rRNA-binding ribosome biosynthesis protein RPF1. The transcript has a single exon. Gene Ontology annotation, biological process: maturation of 5.8S rRNA; maturation of LSU-rRNA. Gene Ontology annotation, molecular function: rRNA primary transcript binding. The coding region runs from base 1 to 1311 and encodes 436 amino acids. Gene Ontology annotation, cellular component: nucleolus; preribosome, large subunit precursor. The record is from RefSeq and is a predicted model, not a curated record. Lineage: Eukaryota; Fungi; Ascomycota; Eurotiomycetes; Eurotiales; Aspergillaceae.